Messenger RNA from Hypoxylon trugodes, 1146 nucleotides. Its product is annotated as 40S ribosomal protein S16. Bases 107 to 535 code for a protein of 142 amino acids. The record is from RefSeq and is a predicted model, not a curated record. Gene Ontology annotation, biological process: maturation of SSU-rRNA from tricistronic rRNA transcript (SSU-rRNA, 5.8S rRNA, LSU-rRNA); translation. Lineage: Eukaryota; Fungi; Ascomycota; Sordariomycetes; Xylariales; Hypoxylaceae. Gene Ontology annotation, molecular function: structural constituent of ribosome; RNA binding. The transcript has 3 exons. Gene Ontology annotation, cellular component: ribosome; cytosolic small ribosomal subunit.
CCAUCACCAAUUCCACUCGACUACCUUGAACGCCUAGGCACUUUUUCCCCCGAACGGUUGCAAAUCCCUUCACACCCUUUCGUCUCACAUACACAUUUCCGCAACCAUGUCUACGCAAAGCGUUCAGUGCUUCGGCAAGAAGAAGACGGCUACUGCUGUCGCCCACUGCAAGAAUGGCUCCGGUCUGAUCAAGGUCAACGGCCGACCUCUAUCUCUAGUCCAACCUGAGGUUCUCCGAUUCAAGGUCUACGAGCCUCUCCUAAUCGUCGGCCUCGACAAGUUCUCCCAGGUCGACAUCCGCGUCCGCGUCACCGGUGGUGGUCACACUUCGCAAGUCUACGCCGUCCGCCAGGCCAUCGCCAAGGCCCUUAUCGCCUACUACCAGAAGUACGUUGACGAGCACAGCAAGAACCUACUCAAGCAGGCUCUCGUCCAAUACGACCGAACCCUUCUCGUUGCCGACAACCGUCGGUGCGAGCCCAAGAAGUUCGGCGGUCCCGGUGCCCGUGCCAGAUACCAAAAGUCCUACCGUUAAACAGAAUCUCCGACUUCUAUUGUUGUUCGGGGGUGGGGAUGGAUGGAUAUUAUUGGUUCCAUGAAACAAAAACCAGGAAAUGGAGGGAGAGAGGAGAAAUGGUAAGAGAAGCAAAAAUCAUCGAUCUCGUUUGGGGGGAUGUUCGACGGAAGAAAGAAAAAAACACAAGUCAAUCGAGACGAUUUGGUUUCUUGUUUUCCUUUUAUGCCUGGCCCUCUUCUCCUUUUUGCGCGCAACGAAAUCGGGACGGCUAUGGCGGUGGUCGGACCUCUGGAGUCAUUAAGACAAGGGAAUCCUUUGCUACGAGGGGAGGGUUUACCUCUUUACUAAGGAUGCCUUCUCUAUUAUCAAUGCAUUUGCAUGGCCUGGUUGUAAAGGGAUUAGGCGAAUGAAACGACAAAUCUUUUAAUGACUUAUGCUGUUCCGGAAAGCGUGACGUAAUGCUAUAAAACGUCUGCGAUUAAAAAUCGUGCUAAAAUCUAAGUUGACUAGAAGGGAUAACUCGGAACUAAAUCUCUAUCAUGGUGUCUUUUCGACGACAGCCAUAAAGCGACAGUCUAAAGGUGAAACCGAUUCCUUAUCUCAUAACCAAGUUUGAGAAGACACAACUU